GCACAGUAACAAUGAUAUUUUCAACAGCACGAACAAUGCGAACUUGGCCUUAAAUCUAUUACUCAAACUCCCCCCACUCUGUCUCAACUAUUUGUUGAUGUCUCCAAACAAACAUGAUUUCUAGUAUUUGCAAGAGAACUGAACUCUUCACGCGGAAGGCACUAGUUUAGUUGAUUUCCCAACAAGAUACCGCGUAACCAUUAACCAUAAGCAAAACCCUUUUUUCGCUUUGCCUUUUUUGUCACUUCACCAACUUAAACAACCACUCAUAAACCCCAGCUUUUUUUUUUCUUUAAAUUUUGGGUAGCUUAAUAUCUGUCUCCCCUUACACGUAAAAAUUAGUUAGUGUGGAUUGAGCUUCGGAUAUGGCGCAAGGGAGAGGAGUUAGAGACUUACUGGGUCCUCUUUUAGCAGUCAACUUGGUAGUCUAUGUGGUCGUGCUUGGUUUGGCUGGAUGGUCGCUUGACAAGUACAUCAACGGAGAGCAGAACCAUCCCCAUUUGGGUGGGAAUCCAUCAACGAGCUUUAUGUUGAUGUUUGCGCUGAUAGCUGGGGUGGUGGGUGCUUGCUCGCUGCUUCCGGGGCUGUUGCAUCUGCGGGCAUGGCGUGGUGAGAGCUUGCCAUCUGCAUCUGCAUUGGCUCUCCUCUCUUGGGCUUUAACAGCUCUCGCUUUUGGACUCGUAUGCAAGGAGAUCAUAUUAGGGGGUCGUAGAGGAAAGCGCUUGCAAACAUUAGAAGCCUUCAUAGUGAUAUCACUGCUGAGCCAGUUUCUUUAUGUGGUGCUACUGCACGGCGGGAUGUACAGCAGCCAUUACGGUCCAGGUUACCGCAACGACGACGACCGACAACAAAAACAACAUCGCCAUGGCAUUUCCAUGGGUCAUCAAGAACAGAAGACUAGCACUCCAUCGGUUUCCUGACUUCCUUUUGUG
Morus notabilis is the source of this 932-nucleotide messenger RNA. RefSeq names its product membrane protein PM19L. NCBI's taxonomy places the organism in Eukaryota, Viridiplantae, Streptophyta, Magnoliopsida, Rosales, Moraceae. The coding region runs from base 366 to 920 and encodes 184 amino acids. The record is from RefSeq and is a predicted model, not a curated record. The transcript is spliced from 4 exons.